Messenger RNA from Neomonachus schauinslandi (Hawaiian monk seal), 2404 nucleotides. RefSeq names its product growth arrest specific 6 (gene GAS6). Lineage: Eukaryota; Metazoa; Chordata; Mammalia; Carnivora; Phocidae. Gene Ontology annotation, cellular component: extracellular region. Bases 18 to 2042 code for a protein of 674 amino acids. The record is from RefSeq and is a predicted model, not a curated record. The transcript has 15 exons. Gene Ontology annotation, molecular function: calcium ion binding.
CCCGGCCCGGCCCCGCCAUGCCGCCGCCGCCCGGGCCCGCCGCCGCCCUGGGCACCGCGCUCCUGUUGCUCCUGCUGGCCUCCGAGUCCGCGCACACCGUGAUGCUGCGGGCGCGCGAGGCGGCGCAGUUCCUGCGGCCCCGGCAGCGACGCGCCUACCAGGUCUUCGAGGAGGCCAAGCAGGGCCACCUGGAGAGGGAGUGCAUUGAGGAGCUGUGCAGCCAGGAGGAGGCCCGGGAGGUGUUCGAGAACGACCCCGAGACGGACUAUUUUUAUCCAAGAUACUUAGACUGCGUUAGUAAAUAUGGAUCUCCGUACACAAAGAGCCCAGAUUUUGUUACAUGCGUUCAAAACCUGCCUGACCAGUGUUCCCCGAACCCCUGCGACAAGAAGGGGACCCAAAUGUGCCAGGACCUCAUGGGCAACUUCUACUGCCAGUGCAGGGCCGGCUGGGGCGGGCGGCUCUGUGACAGAGAUGUGAAUGAGUGCAGCCAGCAGAACGGGGGCUGCAACCAAAUAUGCUUCAACAAGCCGGGCAGCUUCCACUGCGCCUGCUACAGCGGCUACGCCCUCUCCCCCGACGGCAGGACCUGCCGAGAUGUGGAUGAGUGUGCAAAUGGAGGUGCCUGUGGGGAGGCGCACUGCAGGAACCUGCCAGGCUCCUAUUCCUGCCUCUGUGACGCGGGUUAUGCGUUCAGCUCCCAGGAGAAGAUCUGCCAAGAUGUGGACGAGUGUGCGGACGGGCGCUGUGAGCAGGCCUGCGUCAACUCCCCAGGGGGUUACACCUGCCACUGUGACGGGCGUGGAGGCCUCAAGCUGUCCCCGGACAUGAACACCUGCGAGGAUAUUUUGCCCUGCGUGCCUUUCGAUGUGGCCAAAAGCAUGAAGUCCUUGUACCUGGGCCGCAUGUUCAGCGGGACGCCCGUGAUCAGACUGCGCUUCAAAAGGCUGAAGCCCACCAGGCUGGUCGCCGAAUUCGACUUCAGGACCUUUGACCCCGAAGGCGUCCUCUUCUUUGCUGGAGGCCAUCAAGACAGCGCCUGGAUCGUGCUGGGCCUGCGAGCCGGCCGGCUGGAACUACAGCUCCGUUACCACGGUGUCGGCCGCGUCACCAGCAGUGGGCCUGUCAUCAACCACGGCAUGUGGCAGACGAUCUCCGUGGAGGAGCUGCACCGGAAUCUGGUCGUCAAGGUGAACAAGGACGCUGUCAUGAAGAUAGCGGUGGCCGGGGAUCUGUUUCAGCUGGACAGAGGGCUGUACCAUCUGAAUCUUACCGUGGGAGGCAUUCCCUUCAAGGAGAAGGACCUGGUGCAGCCUAUAAACCCCCGUCUGGACGGCUGUAUGAGGAGCUGGAACUGGCUAAAUGGUGAAGACACCACCAUCCAAGAGACGGUGAAAGCAAACCCCAAGAUGCAGUGCUUCUCUGUGACGGAGAAAGGGUCCUUCUACCCCGGGAGCGGGUUUGCCUUCUACAGCCUGGAUUACACCCAGACAUCCGCGGACGUCAGCAUGGAAGCAACCUGGCAGAUAGAGGUCGUGGCUCGGAUCCGCCCCGUUACCGACACGGGGGUGCUGUUGGCGCUGGUGGGCAGUGACCACGUGGUGGUCCUCUCCGUGGCCCUGGUUGACUACCACUCCACCAAGAAGCUCAAGAAGCAGCUGGUCAUCCUGGCCGUGGAGGGUGUCACCCUGGCCCUGAUGGAGAUCAAGGUCUGUGACGGCCAGGAGCACCGAGUGGCCGUCUCCGUGCGGAAGAAUGAGGCCACCCUGGAGGUCGACGGCACCAAGGGUCAGAGCGAAGUGAGCGCCGCAGGGCUGCAGGAGCGCCUGGCCGUGCUCACGAGGCACCUGCAGGGCUCUGUGCUCACCUUCGUGGGCGGCCUGCCAGAUGUGCCUGUGACCUCAGCGCCAGUCACGGCCUUCUUCCGCGGCUGUAUGACACUGGAGGUCAACCAGAAGGCGCUGGACCUGGACGAGGCCGCCUACAAGCACAGUGACAUCACGUCACACUCCUGCCCCCCGGUUGAGCAGGCUGCCCCCUAGGCUAGCAGGAAGAGGGAAGGCCUGCCACCCCCACCCGCCCGCGAGGCCAGCUCUGGACACUGCGCCCCUCCAGGCUGAGUCUUCUCCAAGACUGUUGUUGCCUUGUAACAUACGUGUAUAUAGUUGAGGGACUGAUGUUAACCACCCAAAGCCACAGCCCCAACCCCAGCGCGUCCAGCGUGUGGAGGCCAGGGGCUGCCACAUGCCAGAGCAGACCCAAGAAAAUAAUUCUGUUAUUUUUAUUACCGAAUGCUUCUUUCUGGCUUAAAAAUAUGGGAAAUAAAAUAUUUACAGAACCCUUUUUAACUGUGCUGCAGGCUCCGCUCCUUGCUCGUUAGUGCCCAGCAGGUGGUGUCAGGAGC